AGCUGGAAGCCACGCUCUUACUGCAGUGCACAUGGUGAUGAUAUAGGAACUUGAGCUACUGGUGUCUGAUCUGUAAUUUGGGGACUGAGGCUCAUCUGACAACUAUGGGGGGACAGGCUAAGAGCAAAAAGAGCAAUAAACCUCGGAGAAAGCAGAAAAGAGCAGGGGCACACGAUCUGUCUGGUUUAUCAACACAUGAUAGAAUGAAAAUCAAGAUAAUGGAAAAAGAAAAGAAAAAGACAGCUGACAAAUAUACAACUGAACAACUAUUAGAAAAGACUCAAGAGUGCCUGGAUAAUUUUAACUUUGAGCUGGCUCAGAUGUUUUGCCAACGCGCUUUGGAUAUGGAACCAAACAACUUGGAAAUAUUAGACAUGAUGGGAAAUAUCUGUAUGGAAUUGGGAAAUAUUGAGAAAGCAAAACAAGUUUUCUUGAAAGCUGUUGAGCUUAGUCCUGACAAAGGCCAUGCCAAGUAUAUGUAUCUUGGACAGAUUCAUUGCAAAGAGGAAUCCUUACAGUAUUUCAGCAAAGGAAUAGAAGUCAUGAUCAGUGCUUUUCAAAUACAACCACAAGCAGCUGGGGCAGCCAGGCUCCCAGAGGAAAUUGAAGUUACUACAAAGGACAUAUCAACAGCUUUUUGCUCAGUUGCUGAAAUUUACUUUACUGAUCUUUGCAUGGAAGAAGGUGCAAGUGACAAAUGCAAAGAGGCCAUACAAAAAGCUUUAGAGUAUGAACCAAACAGCCCAGAGGCUCUACAGCUGAUGGCAAGCUAUCUCUUCAGCAUGGAGCAGCCACAGGAAGGGAAGGACUAUCUGCUGAAGAGUGUAGCUCAGUGGUUGCCAAGUCUGCAAAAAAAGGAAGAAGAGUUACUGGAUCAAGACCAGGCUAUCCCAGAAUUGCUAGAAACUGCUUUGCCGCCUUAUGAAUCCAGAAUCACUACUGCCAAGCUGUUGAUCGAAGCUGAAAGUUUUGAGCUUGCCGCUGAAAUACUAGAAGGUCUCCUGGAAGAAGAUGAUGAAGUUAUUCAAGUAUGGUAUCUGUUGGGAUGGGUAUGUUAUCUUCAAGCUAAGGCACCUGAUGAGGAGGAAGCUUUCAAGGACUCUGCCAGGACGUAUCUAAGAAAAGCCAAAAAGCUCUACAACAAAUUGAAAUGUGAUGAUUCUGAACUUCUGGAACAUGUUGAACAACUACUAAGUGAGUUGGGUAUUGAUGAAGAUUCGGAAGAUUCUGAUAAAGAAGCUGCUGAACUUGAAACUUUUGAAGAUGAUUUUGUGGAAAGUAGUGAGGAUGAAGCUAUGGAGGCCUGAAUGAGUUUGUUUUUGGCUUACUAAUUUAUGAGUCAUAUUAAAUCACGCCAAUAUCAAUCGUUAGUUUGUUCUUGAUUCUCAUUAAGAAAUAUGAUUCUAUUAACCUAAUAAAAAAUGUUUUCUUCUGUAUUUUGUAAUUCAAGUUGAGAUUUAUCAUUGGCAUAUUUUCCUUUCCUAAUGGUUUAUAAAUAAAGAAUUUACUCGUUUUAAAAUUA
Molecule: messenger RNA, 1522 nt
Organism: Bombina bombina (fire-bellied toad)
Lineage: Eukaryota; Metazoa; Chordata; Amphibia; Anura; Bombinatoridae
Exons: 11
Coding region: 105-1307 (400 amino acids)
Biological process (GO): cell division
Molecular function (GO): protein binding
Source: RefSeq, a predicted model, not a curated record